GCACGUGAAGCCGCUUAGCCCCCCGGUACUUUAUAAUAUUAUUAUCUUUUUGUUCUCAAACUGCUCAUAUCUGCUAUACAUGUAUUUUCGGAGAGGUGAAGCAAUUAGUUGGAAGAAAUACAUACAACAUGUUUCCACUCAUAAUUCUGAUCAGCUUUUCACUUACUUCCCUCUCUGCUACUGCUACUAGUGGAGCAGAAGGAGGAGCUACAAGUCUUUCAACCUGUUUAAUCAACCACAAUAUCCAUAACUUCUCUAUUUACCCCACAAGGAAUGAUCCAAAUAGUAAUUACUUUAACUUGCUCGACUUCUCCAUUCAAAAUCUUCGAUUUGCUGCAUCUUACAUGCCGAAACCAACGUUCAUUAUCCUACCAAGCAGCAGGGAGGAGCUCGUGAGCACCAUUUUUUGUUGCAGAAAAGCAUCUUAUGAAAUCAGAGUAAGGUGCGGCGGACACAGUUACGAGGGAACAUCUUGCGUUUCCUUUGACGGUUCCCCGUUCGUGAUCGUUGACUUGAUGAAAUUAGACGACGUUUCAGUAGAUUUGGAUUCCGAAACUGCUUGGGCCCAGGGCGGCGCAACAAUUGGCCAAAUUUAUUACGCCAUUGCCAAGGUAAGUGACGUUCAUGCAUUUUCAGCAGGUUCGGGACCAACGGUAGGAUCUGGAGGUCAUAUUUCUGGUGGCGGAUUUGGACUUCUAUCUAGAAAAUUCGGACUUGCUGCUGAUAAUGUCGUUGACGCUCUUCUUAUUGAUGCUGAGGGACGGUUAUUAGACCGAAAAGCUAUGGGAGAAGACGUGUUUUGGGCAAUCAGAGGUGGCGGCGGUGGAAAUUGGGGAAUUGUUUAUGCCUGGAAAAUUCGAUUACUCAAAGUGCCUAAAAUCGUAACAACUUGUAUGAUCUAUAGGCCUGGAUCCAAACAAUACGUGGCUCAAAUACUUGAGAAAUGGCAAAUAGUUUCUCCAAAUUUGGUCGAUGAUUUUACUCUAGGAGCACUCCUGGGACCUGCAGGUCUACCGGCGGAUAUGAAAUAUGGUAAUAGUACUCCUAUUGAAAUACUUGCCCAAUUCAACGCGCUUUAUUUGGGUCCAAAAGCUGAAGCUCUUUCCAUAUCAAAUGAGAAACUUCCGGAGCUAGGCGUUAAGAAUGAUGAGUGCAAGGAAAUGACUUGGGUAGAGUCAGCACUUUACUUCUCCGAAUCAGCUGACUUUAGCGGAAACUCCUCUGGUGAUAUCUCCCGUCUGAAAGAACGUUACAAUAUGGACGCAAAAGGUUUCUUCAAAUGCAAAACGGACUAUGUGAAGAAGCCAGUUUCAAUGGAUGGGAUGCUAACAUUUCUUGUUGAACUCGAGAAAAACCCGAUGGGAUACCUUAUCUUCGAUCCUUAUGGCGGAGCCAUGGACAAGAUUAGUGAUCAAGCUAUUGCUUUCCCUCAUCGUAAGGGUAACCUUUUCGCGGUUCAAUAUUAUGUACAGUGGAAUGAAGAGGACGAUGCCAAGAGCAACGAGUACAUAGAGUGGUUAAGAGGAUUUUACAAUAAAAUGGCGCCUUUUGUUUCAAGCUCGCCAAGGGGAGCUUAUAUCAACUACUUGGAUAUGGAUCUUGGAGUGAAUAUGGACGACGACUACUUACUGCGAAAUGCUAGUAGUCAUUAUUCUUCCUCUGUUGAUGCUGUGGAGAGAGCUAGAGCAUGGGGUGAAAAGUAUUUCUUGAAUAACUAUGAUAGGUUGGUUAAAGCUAAGACAAAAAUUGAUCCACUAAAUGUUUUUCGACAUGAACAGAGUAUACCUCCUAUGCUUGGUUCAACGCAAGAGCAUAAGUAUAGUAGUGAAUGAGAUAUCAACUGUACUGCUAGGGGUGCAUGCACAAGGGUGGAAGCAGUGUCAUGCAUCCGACGGCGCUUCGCAGAAAAAAUAUAAAAUAUUUAUACUAAUAUUAUAUAAAAAUAAAGCAAUAUAUAAUAAUGGCACCGAUUAUUCCUAGCAAAGAGUACUUCUUGGUUCAUUGGUCAAGCUCAUAUUUGGGCUUGUAAAGGCCGUAGGUUCAUGGAUGGACCUUGAUAUUCUAUUUUUUGAAUAUUUUUGAGUGAACAAUUUUUGUUAAAAAAAUUGAGGCUAAAGAGAAUUGAACUUACACUUCUGUUUGUAAUAAUAGAAAUGAGGAUGUUAAGAUGGAUGUGUAGGCAUACCAGAAAAGACAAUAUCAGGAAUGAAGUCAUUAGAGACAAGGUGGCAGUAGCUCCCAUGGAAAACAAGUUGCGGGAAUCGAGGCUGAGAUGGUUCGGUCAUCUAAAGAGGCCGAUCAGAAGGUGUGAGAGGUUGACCGUGGCGGGUCAGAGGAGGGGUAGAGGGAGGCCUAAGAAGUACUGGGGAGAGGUGAUUAAGUAGGAUGUGACACUACUUCAGUUUACCGAGGACAUGACCCUCGAUAGAAAAGUGUGGAGGUCUAGAAUUAAGGUUGUGGGUUGACAAGUAGUCGAGAAUUUCUCCUUGUCCUACUAAUAGUAUUAGCACUAGUCUUGUAUUUUCCUAUUCCUAGUUCCUUGUUACUACACGGUGCGUUACUAUUACCAGUAGUUGGCAAUAGUAUUGUAUUCUUGUAUUCCUUGAUCUUGGUUAUUACAUGUUUUGCCAUUUGCUUC
Nicotiana attenuata is the source of this 2638-nucleotide messenger RNA. Its product is annotated as reticuline oxidase-like. The record is from RefSeq and is a predicted model, not a curated record. NCBI's taxonomy places the organism in Eukaryota, Viridiplantae, Streptophyta, Magnoliopsida, Solanales, Solanaceae. Gene Ontology annotation, molecular function: FAD binding; oxidoreductase activity. The transcript has a single exon. The coding region runs from base 129 to 1832 and encodes 567 amino acids.